AUGGAGGAUCCAACGUGCUUUCUGAUCAGACAGUCAGCAGAAUGCGAGCCCAUCCAGUACAGUGGUUGUAUGGGUCUGCCGUACUCCCAGACAUCCUUCCCGAACAUCUUCGGGUGGCCGAAUCAAGGAUUUGCUCUCCAAACCGCCCCGUUCGUGUUCCCGGCUUACGAUCCAAUCAGCGACUGUCAUCCGGACUUGAAUUUCUUCUUGUGUUCGAUUUUAUUUCCGCAGUGUACAACUGAAGGACAAAGACAUCCAUGCAAAUCGUUUUGUUACGAGAUGAAUGCUACAUGUGGUGAACGAGCUCUAGCCCUCGGUCUUCCAUGGGAGGAUUGGAUCUGUGCAACUUUUUCUGAGAACAGUUGUGCUGUUCCAAAUGAGGAUUCAACCACACCUCCAACGCCGAUGGAUGGUUCUACCGGCUAUACAGAUACAGACGGAAUAACCGGGUCAGGAUCAGGGGAGGCAGCCACAACCCAGACAACGAUAACAGUCUUUGAUUACGGAGCCGCAGUCACUGCGUACGACAAUCUCGAGGCCACACUGGGCCCUGACAUCGCUGCGGAGCUUGGGAUGUCUUCCUUCCGCCAAGACCUGGACCUGUACGCAGAGUUUGACGGCACCCCACUCGCCAACCUCCCCAACAUCUCCGGCAUCAUCAUCCAACCUGAGCGCUGGUCUGUACCGUACGACAGCGGUGAAGGCGUCACCACAGGACUGUUCCUGCCAGAAACCAGGAACUUCGACCCAAAUGUUGGGCUACCAGCUGAGCUGCCAAGCUCCGCCAUCGCAGCCGUCAGGGACAACUACCCACAGUUCUUCAACCGGUACCUGCCACAGCUGGGAAGAAAUUAUGCCACCAUGCGCGACGACGUGGAGUUUGACGAGGAAACGUACGGACCGGACGCCAUCUGCCCCUAUCCCCCGCGAACCGAGCUGGGAGGCGGGUUUGGCUUACAGCGCAUCCCUCCAGCUCUUUGCUUCCCCAUUCUUGAGCUUGAAGUCGCGGACGCUGACCCUGCCGCUCGCACUAUUGUCAUAGUCACCAUUGAAGUUAUCGGUGAUGUUAUCUGGAUUGAGAUUCUUGUGUUUAGGUCCCUUUCGACCGAAUAGAUAAUCGUCUUUCGACCUUCAAGGACAGGCCUAACAUUAAGUCCAAAAACCCAUAAGCAAAGUACA
Messenger RNA from Branchiostoma belcheri (Belcher's lancelet), 1179 nucleotides. RefSeq names its product frizzled-5-like. Gene Ontology annotation, molecular function: Wnt-protein binding. The coding region runs from base 1 to 1113 and encodes 370 amino acids. The transcript is spliced from 7 exons. The record is from RefSeq and is a predicted model, not a curated record. NCBI's taxonomy places the organism in Eukaryota, Metazoa, Chordata, Leptocardii, Amphioxiformes, Branchiostomatidae. Gene Ontology annotation, biological process: non-canonical Wnt signaling pathway; negative regulation of canonical Wnt signaling pathway; canonical Wnt signaling pathway.